This is a messenger RNA of Monascus purpureus, 1155 nucleotides long. NCBI's taxonomy places the organism in Eukaryota, Fungi, Ascomycota, Eurotiomycetes, Eurotiales, Aspergillaceae. The record is from the annotation of a GenBank genome assembly.
AUGCCACCGGUGGAUAUCGCCAGCGCCCGCGCCUCAGCAGCAGAGGAAUCAAUCGACCUCCCUCUCUUCGACGUCUCGGUGGAAAGCCCCGAGCUGGGCAAGAAACUGGUCAAAGCAGCCGCAGAAUGGGGGUUCCUGUGGAUAGUCGCAUCACCACCACCAGACAACAAGAACAACGAGUCCUACGACUUCGACGAGGAGACGGUGGAUCGCGUAUUCUCGGUAUCGAGGGAAUUCUUCCUCGACGCCGCGAUGGAGGAAAAGGAGCCGUGCCGCAUCAAACACAACAGAGGCUGGGUCGAUAUGCACGUCGAGAACCUCGAUCCCUCUCAGCACAAGCGAGGCGACUUCAAGCAGGCGUUUAACCUCGCCGAGCCGCUGGAUGGAGGACAUGGAGACUGGGUCCAGCCCAUGCCGGCUACUUUCCAGCGACACGAUGCGCGUCUGCGGGACUUCCAUGCACGCUGUCGGAGACUUUCGACACGGAUCCUUCGACUCCUUGCGCUGGGUCUGGAAAUUGAAGAUCCGGACUGGAUAGCACGCACCCAUGAACAGGCGCCGAAUACAGCCCGGUUCUUGUUCUAUCCGCAACUCCCCCCGGGGACGGACUAUUCGCAGGAAUCAGAUAUCAGGGCCGGCGCGCACUCGGACUACGGGAGCAUCACGCUGUUGUUCCAGCGGCCGUCGCAGCCGGGGUUGGAAUUGCUCACCCCCGACGGAACAUGGGCGAGCGUGCCCAUUUUUCCGCCGGGGUACCAUUCCACGGCUUUGCCGCCGAUCGUGGUUAAUAUAGGAGACCUCCUUUCGUAUUGGACGAAUGGGUUCUUGAAGUCGACGAUCCACCGUGUGAUUCUCACUGAACCGGGAGACACGGAGGGUGCAGCUCAGUCCGGAGAUGUUAUGAAGAGUGGACUGGGCGAGAAUCGAUUCUCAAUCGCCAUCUUCAUACAGCCUUCUCGUGCUACGGAGAUUGUUCCUAUGCCCUCGCCUCUGGUCGCGAGCAGAGCUGCGGAAUUUGCCCGGGAAACCGUCGGUCAUGGAGGCGGCAUUCAGACUGAGACAGGCAAGGGAUCCAUUACUGCUGGCGAUUAUCUGGAUGGACGGUUGAUGGCUACUUAUGGUUCAGUAUAUCAACCGGUCAAGGCUUCUUCAUAG